Molecule: messenger RNA, 1122 nt
Organism: Rhizoctonia solani
Lineage: Eukaryota; Fungi; Basidiomycota; Agaricomycetes; Cantharellales; Ceratobasidiaceae
Product: NADH:flavin oxidoreductase/NADH oxidase
Exons: 6
Coding region: 1-1122 (373 amino acids)
Molecular function (GO): NADPH dehydrogenase activity; FMN binding
Source: RefSeq, a predicted model, not a curated record
AUGCCUGAAACGUCGAGACUUUUUGAACCCCUCAGGGCCGGGAACCUCACACUCGCCCAUCGCAUCGUCAUGGCUCCUAUGACCAGGUUAAGGGCAACCGUAGACGGCGUAGUCACUGCCAUUACUGCAGAAUACUACUCACAACGUUCAACUAUUCCGGGAACCUUGCUCAUUUCAGAAGGAACAAGCGUUGCUGCCGAAGCUGGAGGUUUUCCCAAUUUACCAGGAUUCUAUAACGAUGCCCAAGUUGAGGGUUGGAAAAAUGUUGUUGAUACCGUCCAUGCCAACGGAUCAUACAUUUAUCUUCAAAUUGCAGCACUUGGGCGGGUGGGAUACCCUGAAGUCCUUGCCGCUGGUGGACACCCAUACGUAUCCUCAUCACCCGUUAAACUUGAAUCGCGAUCAGAAACUCCGAUAGAGCUCAGCCAAAACGAGAUUAAACGAUAUGUUGGGCUAUAUGCGGAAGCAGCUCGAAGAGCUGUUCAUGAAGCUGGGUUCGAUGGAGUUGAAAUCCAUGCGUGCAAUGGGAGCUUAACAGAGCAAUUUAUACAAGAUGUCGUAAACAAACGAACCGACGACUAUGGAGGCUCUAUCGAGAAUAGGUCUCGCUUUCUGCUUGAGGUCGUUGAUGCCGUGAUAGAUAAAAUCGGGGCCAGCCGCACAGGAAUAAGGUUCUCGCCUUGGAGCAAAGGACAGGAGAUGGGGAUGAGAAAUCCAAUACCAACAUACACCUAUAUCAUCUCUGAACUCACCAAGAACCAUUCCGAGCUAUCCUACAUUCACAUGAUUGAGCCAGGGAUUAAUUCAGCGGAUAAUGGGACUACACAAGAGCUUGACGAGGGAGUCGUGGCUUCGAAUGAAUUUGCGUACCAACUCUGGUCCCCUCGCACUUAUCUCACUGGUGGUGGUUACGACCACCUGUCUGCCCCAAAUACAGCUGAUAAACUCGAAAAUACGGCGGUAGUUAUUGGACGUUUGUUCAUAUCUAAUCCUGACCUUCCUCUUCGAAUCAAGUUUGGGUUGGAACCCGUUGCUUCUGAUCCAAGCACCUAUUACAGCACAGGCCCUGAAUCUAUCAAAGGUUACACCGACUACCCUUUGCUACCUCAAGUCCGGGCUUGA